Molecule: messenger RNA, 1938 nt
Organism: Cyclospora cayetanensis
Lineage: Eukaryota; Apicomplexa; Conoidasida; Eucoccidiorida; Eimeriidae
Product: histone-lysine N-methyltransferase 2D
Exons: 10
Source: RefSeq, a predicted model, not a curated record
AUGGCGAAACAGCGAGCAGUGCGACUGGGUACUGCCUGCUUGCUGCUGCAGCUGCUGCAGCUGCUGCAGCAGCAGCUGCAAGCAGGAGGCUGCGGUCUGAACACCCGAGCUGCGCUGUUGCAGCGCCAUGUGCAGCAGUGUUUGGCCUUCAUGCAGCAGGGGCGAGAUCCCCAGCAAAGGAGGCUUGCCCUCUUGCUGUUGGAUCCCUUUCAAGAAGAUGCUACUGUGCAUGCCGUAUUUCUCCAGUCCUUGACUGACGAGGCCCCUGCAGUUCGUCGCGCUGCAGUCAGCCGACUGCUGCUACCGACUGCUGCAGCUUUGCAGCAGCAGCAAGAAAGCGAAUUACUGACUGCCGCAGCCUUGCAGGAGCUGUUGACGCGAGCCUUUGACUGUGCCGCUGAAGUCCGAGCAGCCUUGUACAGGAGACUUGCCACAUGCGAGGCUUUGAUCAGUCCGGAUAAAAGGGUGGAGUUGGCGCUCGUCGGCUUAAACGAUCGCGCGGCCUCCGUCCGCGACAGCUGCCUCAAAAUGCUCCGCUCCUGGGUACAGCAGCGGGAGCUGUUGCUGAAGCAGCAACAGCGGCUAGAGCAGCAGCAAGAGCAGCAGCAAGAGCAGCAGCAAGAGCAGCAACAAGAGCAGCAACAAGAGCAGCAACAACAGCAGAAAGAGCAGCAGCAACGAGACUUUAUGGCAAAGUGCGGGGGCCUCGUAGGCCUCAUUGAGGAUUUGUCGGAGUGUCUGCCAGCAGGAGAGGGAGCGAUUGAGCUUGCAGUUAAGGAACUCCUCCUCGCGUCUUCUAAUGAAGGUAUCGAUGGUGCUGGUGCUGCUGUGGAAGGUGCAGCUGAAGGCAUACGGUGUUUGCUGGAAAGUCGCGGAACUAAUUGUCUCUCCGACUUCACGCCUGGGGCUGUUUUCCUCCUUCGCGUCUUUGCCGAGCAUCUGGCGACACCCGCAGAGAAGAGCAGCAUCGACCUUACGGAGUUGCACGCGCUGCUGAUGCGGCUGUUGGGGGCAGCUCAGCAGGUAGAGCAGCAGGAGCAGCAGCUGCUGCAGCAGAUGGCGGCGGCGGCAGCUCCUCCUGGAGCUGCGUGCGAAGCGGCUCUUGUGGAGGCGCGAAGAGAAGCUGAAACUCACCAGCUGACGCUGCUGGGCUGCGUGCGUCAGCUGCUGUUGCUGGCGUCUUGUUCGGGUGUAUCUACGCAAGAGACAGACCGCCUUCUCGAGGACGCCUGCGAGCAAACUCUCUCGGCUGCCCCGCUAGUGGAUGUGCGCCGAUUGCUGGUUCGCAACUUGAAUCCUCCGGAGCAAAGUAUCUACCCGUUGCCUGGACGGCGCGAAAGCAGUGUCUGUUCAGGCGGAUAUUCUCUUUGGCCAGCUUACUGGCUUGGCAACACUGCAACUGCCGCGGCUGUGCAGCUGCUGCAGCAGUUGCAACAACGACAGCAGCCUCACCACCAGGAAGCGGAGUGCGCCUUUACCGCCAAAAUAUGCGCGACUCUCGCGGAGUUGCAUGAACCCCUCGAAACUGGAAAGGACGAAGAGGUGCUGCAGGAAAUUUGUUCGGCCGCUGAAGGCGACCCUUUCGCCUUCAGUCCUCGUCUCUGUAGCACCCAACUGCUGCAGCAGCAGCAGGAGCUGCUGCAGCACAAGCUGGUUGCGCUGCAGCAGAAGGCCGUGGAGCUUGCGGAGCUGCUGCAACAGCAGCAGCAGCAGCAGCAGCAGAAGAAGAAGAAGCCGAAGCAACAAGGCGAUGCGCAAGUGCUCCACGCGCUGCAACAGCAAAUCAAAAACAGCCAACAAACAUAUGGCCGCCUUGCGCCUGUGUACCUCGUGAUUACUAGCGAGUUGCACCAACGCAUGCCUUGGAUUCGGCAGCAGCAGCAGCAGCAGCAGCAGCAGGAGCUGGAGCGGCAGCAAGGGCUGUUGCAGCGGGAAGAG